Messenger RNA from Acytostelium subglobosum LB1, 1503 nucleotides. RefSeq lists its product as hypothetical. NCBI's taxonomy places the organism in Eukaryota, Evosea, Eumycetozoa, Acytosteliales, Acytosteliaceae. Bases 1 to 1503 code for a protein of 500 amino acids. The record is from RefSeq and is a predicted model, not a curated record. The transcript has 2 exons. Gene Ontology annotation, molecular function: protein binding.
AUGAUCAAAUCAAGAAUACUAAAUUGUAUAAAGAGUGGAGGCAAUGAGUUGGAGUUGAGCCAACUCAAGUUGAACAAGUUCCCGCCAGAGUUGAAGAAGCCUUUGUCAAAGUCACAACAGAUGGUCAUAAAGUCAUUGGACUGCAGUGCGAAUCAGCUUAAUGAUCUGCGAUGGGACCUGUCGUCAGACUUUGACCAACUCGAAUCACUCAAUGUGGCCAGCAAUCCAUUGUCCUCAGUGCUGAUGAUCGGACUGCCUGGCGCAGGCUGGCUGCGCGCACUCUCACAGAUCAACCUGUCCAAGUGUCGAUUGACACGUCUUGGCGCACUCGAUCUCCAACAGAUGCCAUGUCUGCGUCGCAUCAAUCUGUCCAGCAAUGACAUUGUCGAGAUCAACGAUCAGGCCUUCAACGGACUCGCGCAGCUCGAGGACUUGGACCUCAGCUUCAACCAGUCGCUUCUAUCGCUGCCCUCCUCACUGUUCCAUCACUGCGCGCAGAGCCUGUCAGUGCUCAACAUGGCCGGAUGUCAGUUGCAGAGCAUGGCCAACAUCGUCGUAUUUGAGAAGCUUGGCGAUCUGAACCUGUCGGGCAACUCGAUCGAUGAGAUGCCCGAGUCGAUUGGACGUCUCUCGCGACUGCACACACUGCACCUGGGCAACAACAAGAUCAAGCACGUGCCACUAUCGAUCGGACACUGCUCGGCACUCAGGAGCAUCGUCCUCACUGGCAAUCCAAUCGAAGACUACGAGACACUUGGAGCAAUGACCGUUGGCAACGAUAAGCUUGUGGCGUUCCUCAUACAGCGCGCAGGCGGCGCCAUUGGCCAGUCGCACAACAGCACAUCACUCGAAUAUGGCGGCGCCAAGCACAGUCGCUCAACAUCGCCACAGAACGUUGCGGUCGGAGGCUACAUGGGCUCGGCCAACUCGUCGUCCUCUUCACCAGCCAUCAACAUCACGACCUCAUCAUCACCUCUGCCGAUCACCCCACCACACUCCUCGUCGCCGUCUCCCUUCUCCCUCUCGCUGUCACAGUCGCCUGCACGACCUGGCAUCGCCGCGUCAUCGAUGGCACCAGCGUCACCACAUCUAACCGAGCUGGACGUGGCCAAAGAGAAGAUAUACGUGCUGAUACGCUAUGACCUCAAGGCCAACAUCACGGCCAUGUACGACAAGAUCAACAAGGCGCCAAACAUCGACGAGAUGGUGCAGCUGGGCAAGAUCGUGCGCACGACACAGGCCGACUCGGAGCGACUGGCCGCGCUGCUCUCCUACAAGAAGUUCCACUUCACGAUGACGGUGAGCACGGCGUCGCUCGUCACGACCAAUCCGCAGACACCCGACGAGAAGUUUAUAUAUCUCAAGCAGUUGCUCAAGUCCAAGAUCGAGAUGAUACUCGUCUACUCUCGAUCCAUUAUUGAUCAUCUGGAAAUCUUUCCUACUACCAUUACUCCUUCUACCACUCCUGCUACUACUACUCAGCUGUUGCAACAACAUGUUUAA